This is a messenger RNA of Mercurialis annua (annual mercury), 844 nucleotides long. Its product is annotated as V-type proton ATPase subunit F-like. The transcript is spliced from 5 exons. Bases 196 to 588 code for a protein of 130 amino acids. Gene Ontology annotation, biological process: proton transmembrane transport. Lineage: Eukaryota; Viridiplantae; Streptophyta; Magnoliopsida; Malpighiales; Euphorbiaceae. Gene Ontology annotation, cellular component: membrane; proton-transporting V-type ATPase, V1 domain. Gene Ontology annotation, molecular function: proton-transporting ATPase activity, rotational mechanism. The record is from RefSeq and is a predicted model, not a curated record.
GUUGAGGGAUUAAAUCGAUAUCUUGUAUAAAUCACUAAAAGUACAAUACUACCCAUUUGAAAUCAAUUAGUGAAACUUCCUUUCAUAAACAAAUUCUUCAUUUUUCAGCUGUCUGUUAAAAGGAUUUUGUAUUUUGGAUCAAAAUACCAGAUUACCUUUUUCAUAAGAAAUUCUAGGUUGUAUUGAACAUCAUAAAUGGCUAACAGAACUCAAGUCCGUAGUAACAAUUCUGCACUCAUAGCCAUGAUCGCCGAUGAGGAUACAAUCGUUGGCUUUCUGCUUGCUGGAGUUGGCAAUGUGGAUUUGCGGCGAAAAACAAAUUACCUUCUUGUAGACUCAAAAACAACUGUCAAACAAAUUGAAGAUGCAUUUAAGGAGUUCACAACAAGGGAGGAUAUCGCUAUAGUGCUGAUUAGUCAAUAUGUUGCAAAUAUGAUAAGGUUUGCGGUAGAUAGCUAUAACCAAGCAAUACCAGCAAUUCUGGAAAUACCUUCAAAAGAUCACCCUUAUGAUCCUACACAGGAUUCAGUUCUCUCACGAGUCAAGCAUCUGUUCUCUGCUGAAUCAGUCGCGUCUGAUAGGCGAUGAGUAUGAUGAUCCUUUUCAUAACGGUUUAUUCACUUCCCCCGACCUUUUUUCCUUGAGAAAAAAAUUGUAUUCUUUAUGCUUCUCGGAGCUGACUCUCUUCUUUUAUUCAUUUCACAUCGGCAGCGUUGUGUGAUUAAUACUUGGAAUAAAAGAGACUUGACAGAGUCUCUGAUUUUACAGAGAGAUUGAUGAAUUGUGUAAUUCAUGGUGUAUAAUUUGAGCCAUAAUCUUUUAUUCUGAUGGCUUGAUUGAUUCA